AUGCUGAGCAUCACACUGCACAUCCUGAGGAACAUGAAGCAGACAGAACUCGCUAACAAACUACAGAGCAGAGUAGCUCCUGCAUGUCAACAAAAGCUCAAAUCCAAACUGAGAGAUAAAUAUCAGAGCAUUAAUGAAGGAAUCUCCGGCCAUGGAAACUCAGCACUUCUGAAUGAGAUCUACACUGAGCUCUACAUCACAGAGGGAAGGGGAGGAGAUGUCAAUCCUGAACAUGAGGUAAAACAGAUUGAAGCUGCAUCCAGGAAAAAAACUAAACAAGAGGAACCAAUCAAUUGCAAUGACAUAUUUAAACCCUUACCAGAACAGAACCGGCCCGUCAGAACUGUACUGACUAAAGGAGUUGCUGGAAUUGGAAAAACAGUCUCUGUGCAGAAGUUCAUUCUGGACUGGGCUGAAGGAGAAGUAAACCAGGAUGUUCUCUUCAUAUUUCCACUUCCUUUUAGAGAUCUGAAUCUGAUGAAGGAGAAGAAGCUCAGUCUGGUGAAUCUUCUUCAGAGCUUCUACCCAGAAACACAAGAUUUAAAACCAAGACAUUAUAAGAGCUACAAGGUCAUGUUCAUCUUUGAUGGUCUGGACGAGUGUCGACUGCCUCUGGAUUUCCAGAACAAUGAGAACUUGGAAGAUAUAGAAGAACAAACCUCAGUGGAUGUUCUGCUGACAAACCUCAUCAAGGGGAAUCUGCUUCCCUCUGCUCUCCUCUGGAUCACCUCUCGACCAGCGGCGGUCAGUCAGAUCCCUCCUGAGUGUGUUGACCAAGUAACAGAAGUGCAGGGUUUCAGUGACCCUCAGAAACAGGAGUACUUCAGGAAUAGGAUCAGUGAUCCGGACCUAGCCAACAAAGUCUUCACACACAUUAGGUCUUCAAGAAGCCUCUACAUCAUGUGUCACAUACCAGUCUUCUGCUGGAUUACAGCCACUGUUCUAAAGAGAAUGCUGAGUGAAACUGAGAGUGGAGAAAUCCCCAAAACCCUGACACAAAUGUUCACACAUUUCCUGAUCUUUCAGAUCAAACACAAGAGCCAGAAGUAUAGUGGGAAAAGUGACACUGAUCCUCAGCAGACUAGAGAAAGUAUUCUGGCUCUGGGGAAACUGGCUUUCCAGCAGCUGGAGAAAGGUAACCUGAUCUUCUAUGAGGAAGAUCUAAGAGAGAGUGGCAUUGAUGUUAGAGAAGUGUCAGUGUACUCAGGAGUGUGCACCCAGAUCUUCAGAGAGGAACAUGAGCUGCACCUGGGAAACGUCUUCAGCUUUGCACAUUUAAGUGUUCAGGAGUUCCUUGCUGCUUUAUAUGCAUUUCUCAACAGAAAACUUCCAAAAGAACAAUCCCCUGAACAACAACCCAGUAAACUCUUCAAGCUUUUUAGCAGGUCAACGAUGACUGACUUCCUCAACAGUGCGGUGGACAGAGCCUUACAGAGUGAGAGUGGACACCUUGACCUGUUUCUUCGUUUCCUUCUGGGUCUCUCACUGGAGUCUAAUCAGAAUCUGUUACGAGUCAUAUUGACCACAACAGAGAGGAGCCCUCACAACAACGAGACAGUCAAAUACAUCAAGAAGAAGAUUGCGGAGAACUCCUCUCCAGAGAAAUCUAUUAAUCUGUUCCACUGUCUAAAUGAACUGAAUGAUCACUCUCUAGUGCAGGAAGUGCAGAAAUACCUGAGUGGAGGCAGUGACCAUCAUCUUCAUCAGGCCAGCCUUUCUCCUGCUCAGUGGUCAGCUCUGGCAUUUGUGUUGGUGAACUCAGAAGAAGAGCUGGAGGAGUUUGACCUUAGCAAAUACGAUCCAUCAGAGGAGUGUUUUCUGAGGCUGCUUCCAGUAGUCAGAAUAUCCAGAAGAGCUGUACUAGCUUCAUGCAAUAUUGGAGUAAAGACUUGUGAAUCUCUGGUAUCAGUGUUUAACCUGGAAAAAUCCUCCUUGAAAGAGCUGGACCUCAGUAAUAAUGAGCUGCAGGACUCAGGAGUGGAGUUGCUCUCUGAUGGACUGAAGAGUUCACAGUGUAAACUGCAGAUUCUCAGACUAGCUUCAUGUAAUCUUGGAGGAAAAAUAUGUGAAUCUUUGAGAACAGUUUUAAAGCUGGAAAAAUCCUCCCUGAAAGAGCUGGAUCUGAGUUACAAUGACAUAAAAGAUUCAGGAGUUGAGCUGCUUUCUGCUGGACUGAAGAGUUCACAGUGUAAACUGCAGAUAAUCAGACUCGCUUCAUGUUAUCUUGGACCAAAGACUUGUGAAAAUCUGGGAUCAAUUUUAAAGCUGCAAAACUCCUCCCUGAACGAGCUGGACCUCAGUAACAAUGACCUGCAGGAUUCAGGAGUAGAGCUGCUCUCUGCUGGACUGAAGAGUUCACACUGUAAACUGCAGAUUCUCAGUCUAGCUUCUUGUACCCUUGGAGUAAAGACAUGUAAAUCUCUGGGAUCAGUUUUAAAGCUGGAAACCACCUUCCUGAAAGAACUGGACCUCAGUAAUAAUGGCCUGCAGGAUUCAGGAGUGGAGGAGCUCUCUGAUGGACUGAAGAGUUCACAUAGUAAACUGCAGAUUCUCAGACUAGCUUCAUGUUAUCUCGGAGGAAAGACAUGUGAAUCUCUGGGAUCAGUUUUCAAGAUGGAAAACUCCUCCCUGAAGAAGCUGGACAUCAGUAAUAAUGACCUGCAGGAUUCAGGAGUGGAGCUGCUCUCUGCUGGAUUGAAAAGUUUGAACUGUAAACUGCAGAUUCUUAGACUAGCUUCAUGUAAUCUUGGAAUAAAAGCGUGUGAACAUCUAGGAUCAGUUUUAAAGCUGAAAAACUCGACCCUGAAAGAGCUGGAUCUCAGUAACAAUGACCUGAAUGAUUUAGGAGUAAAGUUGCUCUCUGCUGGACUGAAGAAUUCAAACUGUAAACUGCAGAUUCUCAGUUUAUCUGGAUGUAUGAUCACAGAAAAAGGUUGUCGUUCUCUGGCUUCAGCUCUGAGUUUAAACCCCACCUACAUGAAAGCACUGGAUCUAACCUACAAUUACCCAGGAGAGUCAGGAGUUAAUGUGCUGUCAGCCAGACUGAAGGAUCCACACUGCAAACUGGAGACACUCAGAGUGGAACAUGGAGGGAAAAUCAGAAUCAAACCUGGAUUUAAAAAAUGGUUCUGUGAUUUCACACUGGAUCCAGACACAGCACACCCUCACCUCUCUCUGAGGGAGAAGAACAGGACUGUGGAAUAUGGGGAGGAGCUGCAGUCAUAUCCUGAUCACCCAGAGAGGUUUGAUAGGUGGCUGCAGGUUCUGAGUAGAGAGAGAGUUACUGGGCGCUGUUACUGGGAGGCUGAGUGGAGCGGAGAAGAAGCUGCUGUAGCUCUGAGUUAUAAAACCAUCAGCAAGAAAGGGGACGGAUCAGACUGUGGGUUUGGACGGAAUAUGAACUCAUGGAUGCUGAUCUGCUCUGACAACAGAUACUCUGUUCUUCACAAUAAUAACAGAACUGAUAUCCCCCCUCCUCCCUCCGGCUGUAGGAGAGUAGGAGUGUAUGUGGACUGUCCUGCCGGCACUUUGUCCUUCUACAGCGUCUCCUCUGAUACACACUCACACACACACUCACCCACACCCACUUUUACACCCUCACACACACCCUCACACACUCUCACACACUUACACACAUUCUACACCACCUUCACUCAGCCCCUCUAUGCAGGGUUUGGGAUUUUUACUGGCUCCCCAGUGCAUCUGUGUAAAACAGAAUAACCGAAUAUUUACUUUACAGGAGUUAACAGGCUAAAACUAGUGGAGCUAGGCUCUACUUUACAGGAGCUAAUAGGCUAAAGCCAGUGCAGCUGGACUCUACUUUACAGGAGCUAAUAGGCUAAAGCUAGUGCAGCUAGGCUCUACUUUACAGGAGCUAAUAGGCUAAAGCUAGUGGAGCUAGGCUCUACUUUACAGGAGUUAAAAGGCUAAAGCUAGUGGAGCUAGGCUCUAUUUUACUAGUAUCUGCUUUACGGGUGCUAAUAGGCUAAAUCUACUGCAGCUAGGCUCUAAUUUACAGAAGCUAAUAGGCUAAAGCUUGCAGAGCUAGGCUCCACUUUACAGGAGCUAAUAGGUGAAAGCUAGUGGAGCUAGGCUCUACUUUACAGGAGCUAAUAGGCUAAAGCUAGUGCAGCUAGGCUCUACUUUACAGGAGCUAAUAGGCUAAAGCUAGUGGAGCUAGGCUCUUCUUUACAGGAGUUAACAGGCUAAAGCCAGUGGAGCUAGGCUCUACUUUACAGGAGUUAACAGGCUAAAGUUAGUGGAGCUAGGCUCUACUUUACUGCAGCUAAUAGGCUAAAGCUAGUGCAGCUAGGCUCUACUUUACAGGAGCUAAUAGGCUAACACUAGUGGAGCUAGGCUCUACUUUACAGGAGCUAAUAGGCUAAAGCUAGACCAGCUAGGCUUUACUUUACAGGAGCUAAGAGGCUAAAGCUAAAGCAGCUAGGCUCUACUUUGAAGGAGCUAAGUGGCUAAAGCUAGUGGAGCUGGGCUCCACUUUACAGGAGCUAAUAGGCUAAAGCUAAUGAAGGCUAGGCUCUGCUUUUCAGGAGCUAAUAGGCUAAAGCUUGCGGAGCUAGGCUCCACUUUACAGAAGCUAAUAGGCUAAAGCUAGUGCUGCUAGGCUCUACUUUACAGGAGCUAAUAGGCUAAAGCUUGCAGAGCUAGGCUCCACUUUACAGGAGCUAAUAAGCGAAAGCUAGUGGAGGUAGGCUCUAUUUUACAGGAGCUAAAAGGCUAAAGCUAACGCUGCUAGGCUCAACUUUACAGGAGUUAACAGGCUAACGCUAGUGGAGCUAGGCUGCAGCUAGGUUCCUCUUUACAGGAGCUAAUAGGCUAAAGCUAGUUCAGCUGGGCUCCACUUUAUAGGAGCUAAUAGGCUAAAGCUAGUGCAGCUAGUCUCUACUUUACAGGCUAAAGCUAGUGGAGGAUAGGCUCUCUGUUUUUAUCUAUGAAAUGUCCAGAGGGGGAGAUGGGCUCACUAUGUUUAUAGAUUAUUUCCCAGUAGAACAGGAACUUGUUGGUCAGAGAGUUUAUCAGAUAUUUUUUUAUUUUAAAUGAACAUUUUAAAAAACAUACAUGUUGCCUUGAUUAUUAAAAGACAAAAGUUGAUAUAGCAAACCGAAGAACUGAAGCCAUUUAAGUUUUAAUAUUCUACUCAUUAUCUACUGCUUUUAUUCUUCUUUAUAAUGUUUAACAUUUCUCCUCUCCAGAUUUUUCCAUAUGAAUUUGAAGCUUAUUGUGCUGUAAUUUUAAACAGGUGCUGGUUAGCUAUCUUCCAAAAUUAAAUACCUUUACUGUAGAGCUCUCUCUUUUUUGUGUAAUUGAGUUGUGUAAUAUAUUGUGUACAACUGGUAUAAUAUAUCAAUUCAGUACAGAAUGUAACACUAGCUUGACUCUAAAACACAUAUUGUUAUUUAUUAUGAACAAAGAAAGAAAUAAAAAACAAUCUAUGCACAAACACAAA
This is a messenger RNA of Astyanax mexicanus (Mexican tetra), 5464 nucleotides long. RefSeq names its product NACHT, LRR and PYD domains-containing protein 12-like. Bases 1 to 3720 code for a protein of 1239 amino acids. NCBI's taxonomy places the organism in Eukaryota, Metazoa, Chordata, Actinopteri, Characiformes, Acestrorhamphidae. The transcript has 11 exons. Gene Ontology annotation, molecular function: protein binding. The record is from RefSeq and is a predicted model, not a curated record.